AUGUAUUCCGCCAACUAUGGCUUCGGCAAUGCGCCGUUCAAUCCGCAGCAGCAGCAGCAGCAACAACAACAGCAGCAGCAGCAGCAGCAGCAGCAACAGCAACCGCAGCAGCAACAGCCGCAGCCGGGGCAGCAGAUGAUGUACAACCAGCAGCAGCAACAGCAAUAUGCUGGCAUGGGCCCCCAGGGCGGCUUCAACCCGGCCGCAAACCCUCAGAUGAUGCAGGGUAUGCCCGCUGGCAUGAUGCAGAAUCCGGGCAUGGCCAACAUGGCUGCCAAUGGACAGAUGCCUGGCUACCCGCAGCAAUACCCCGGGAACCCCUACGGCCAAAUGAUGCCGCAGGGCGUCCCUCCCCAGAACUUUGCCCAAAACAAUUACAUGAUGGCGCAAGGCAUGCAGGGCUUCCCGAUGAACCAGGGCGGCAUGCCUCAGCAACAGGCCCAGAUGAUGCAACGGAUGCAGGCCCAGGCCCAGGCUCAGGCCCAAGCCCAAGCGCAGGCUCAAGCACAGGCUCAAGCACAGGCGCAGCAAGGCAAUCCAGCGAUGAGCCAGGCGUCGACGCCUCAGAGACCUCCUAGUGCCCAACAAGGUACUCCGGGAAGCGUAAUGCCUCCUCAGCAGCCUCAAUUCUCGACCCCUCAGCCUCCCUCGCAGAACCAGACGCCGAGCAACGCGCCACAGCCGGCAGGCGGCAUGGCCACGCCUCAAACGCCGACCUUCUCUGCGAACCAGAGCGGGGGCAUGAGCGCGCCAGCCUCAACCCCAAUGAGCCCGACUACCGAAUCCCGCGAGAAGGAGCGCUUCGCCCUGCUCCUGGAUAUCAACCAUGAACUCCUCUAUGAGUCGAUUCAAAUCCAGACGACGCAGGCAGAGCUCAAGAAAGAGCACGCCGCGGCUGGGGCAAACCCUGCAGAUAGGAAGCCUUCAGAAGAGGAGAGCCACUUUCAACAGGACUACGUGCAAUGCAUGCGGAGGUUGCAAGCGAACCUCUCCUACAUGGCGGCGUUGGCAGACCGAAAACCCGAGGUCAAGGUGCCGCCGUGCCCGGCGUACCUCACCGCACCGCCGCUGAAUCUGACGCUGAAGCUCAAGGCGCCGCCGAUGGGAGCCGAAGGCGCCGAUCCCAACAUCGACCCUGUAGCAGACCGAGCGGAGCGGGACAAGUCCAUCAAGGAGCUGUACCGGCGGCUCCAAGGCGUCUUUCCUGGCUUCGACCCGAAGAAGGAGCCGCACACGUUCGGGAAACCCGCCGCUGGUCAGAAGGCCGGCGCGCAGACGGCAUCGAACCAGGCAAGCCCUACCGUGCAGCAGGCUCCUCAGAUGCCCAACAUGCCGGCACCCCCCGUCAACCAAGGGGCAAUGUGA
Purpureocillium lilacinum is the source of this 1365-nucleotide messenger RNA. RefSeq lists its product as uncharacterized. NCBI's taxonomy places the organism in Eukaryota, Fungi, Ascomycota, Sordariomycetes, Hypocreales, Ophiocordycipitaceae. The record is from RefSeq and is a predicted model, not a curated record.